Actinia tenebrosa (Australian red waratah sea anemone) is the source of this 985-nucleotide messenger RNA. Its product is annotated as putative RNA-binding protein EIF1AD. Lineage: Eukaryota; Metazoa; Cnidaria; Anthozoa; Actiniaria; Actiniidae. Gene Ontology annotation, molecular function: translation initiation factor activity; RNA binding. Gene Ontology annotation, biological process: translational initiation. Gene Ontology annotation, cellular component: nucleus. The record is from RefSeq and is a predicted model, not a curated record.
UACAACAUGGCGACUGAUUGUGCACGCUUUGUACAGAAAUCUUGUGUCGAUUAUUUAAGAAAAUUAACAGAAACUUGAUCGAAAGAGCUCAUCAUGGCACAGUAAUCAUGGACGGAUAUUAGUUAAGUACCUGUCUGUGUUGCUGUGUGGUGUAUAACGGCUUUUAUUAGCCGGAACAUCGUUCGAAGUGGAGAGAAAACAAGUGAAGAACGUACGACAUCAUGUCGAAGGCUACGAAACGAAAACACGUAACAAAAGAGGUUAUGGAUGAAUAUGUGGAGCCAGAUGAUAAUCAAGAGAUAGUUAAGGUUCUGGGAGGCCGUGGUAAUAACCUUCAUGAAGUAGAAGAUGCUGAAGGGAAGAAGUUUCUUGUGAGCAUGCCAUCAAAAUUUAGAAAGAAUGUCUGGAUUAAGAGAGGAGAUUUUGUUAUUGUUGAGCCAAUAGAAGAAGGAAAUAAAGUCUGUGCAGAAAUAAUUUAUAUUUUAUACUCCAAACAAAUCAAAUACCUAAAAGAAGAAAAGCUUUGGCCAGAAGCUUUUAUKGGUGAAGAAGAGAAGAAAAUCCUAGAAGAAAAAGAAAAUGCACAAACCAAAGAAAACGAGAAAACAAAUAAAGAUAAUAGUGGUUUAUCACGUGGGACUGACAGUGACGAUGACGAUGACUUGUUUGUGAACACCAAUCGACCACCUGCAUUACAGCACUCUGACUCUGACUCUGACUCCAGCUCAGAAGAAGAGGAAGAAGAUGAAAAAGAAAAACUAGGAACAGAUGAGGAGGAGGGGCAGGACAAAUAGAAUGAUGAAAAAAUUCCUAUGUAAUUAUUAUGACGACAUCAUGUAUAUCAGACUUGACAUAUGCAAUUUUGAAACUUGGCAUUAAACUCUAGAAUUGUAUGAUACCUUCUUAAGUUUAGAAUGCAAAUGCAUAUUUUAUGUUUGAUAUGCUUUGCUAUGUGAAGUUGAAUAAAAUAGAUAUAUUAAAAAAA